This is a messenger RNA of Perognathus longimembris pacificus (Pacific pocket mouse), 2538 nucleotides long. It is a transcript of the gene Elfn2, whose product is annotated as extracellular leucine rich repeat and fibronectin type III domain containing 2. The record is from RefSeq and is a predicted model, not a curated record. Gene Ontology annotation, cellular component: plasma membrane. Gene Ontology annotation, molecular function: protein binding. NCBI's taxonomy places the organism in Eukaryota, Metazoa, Chordata, Mammalia, Rodentia, Heteromyidae.
AUGCUGCGCCUGGGACUGUGCGCGGCAGCCCUGCUGUGCGUGUGCCGGCCCGGCGCGGUGCGCGCGGACUGCUGGCUCAUCGAGGGGGACAAGGGCUACGUGUGGCUGGCCAUCUGCAGCCAGAACCAGCCGCCCUACGAGACCAUCCCGCAGCACAUCAACAGCACGGUGCACGACCUGCGGCUGAACGAGAACAAGCUCAAGGCCCUGCUCUACUCCUCGCUCAACCGCUUCGGGAACCUCACGGACCUCAACCUCACCAAGAACGAGAUCUCCUACAUCGAGGACGGCGCGUUCCUGGGCCAGUCCAGCCUGCAGGUGCUGCAGCUGGGCUACAACCGGCUGAGCAACCUGACGGAGGGCAUGCUCCGCGGCAUGAGCCGCCUGCAGUUCCUCUUCGCGCAGCACAACCUCAUCGAGGUGGUGACGCCCACGGCCUUCGCCGAGUGCCCGAGCCUCAUCAGCAUCGACCUCUCCUCCAACCGCCUCAGCCGCCUGGACGGCGCCACCUUCGCCGGCCUGGCCAGCCUGAUGGUGUGCGAGCUGGCCGGCAACCCCUUCAACUGCGAGUGCGACCUCUUCGGCUUCCUCGCCUGGCUGGUGGUGUUCAACAACGUCACCAAGAACUACGACCGCCUGCAGUGCGAGUCGCCCCGCGAGUUCGCCGGCUACCCGCUGCUCGUGCCCCGGCCGUACCACAGCCUCAACGCCAUCACCGUCCUGCAGGCCAAGUGCCGCAACGGCUCGCUGCCCGCCCGGCCCGUGAGCCACCCCACGCCCUACUCCACGGACGCCCAGAGGGAGCCCGACGAGAACUCGGGCUUCAACCCGGACGAGAUCCUGUCGGUGGAGCCGCCGGCCUCGUCCACCACCGACGCCGCCGCCGGCCCGGCCAUCAGGCUCCACCACGUCACCUUCACCCUGGCCACCCUGGUGGUGACCAUCCCCCACCCGUACAGCAAGAUGUACGUGCUGGUCCAGUACAACAACAGCUACUUCUCCGACGUCAUGACCCUCAAGAACAAGAAGGAGAUCGUGACGCUGGACAAGCUGCGGCCGCACACCGAGUACACCUUCUGCGUGACCUCGCUCCGCAACAGCCGCCGCUUCAACCACACCUGCCUGACCUUCACCACGCGGGACCCCGUCCCCGGCGACCUGGCGCCCGGCACCUCCACCACCACGCACUACAUCAUGACCAUCCUGGGCUGCCUCUUCGGCAUGGUGCUGGUGCUGGGCGUGGUGUACUACUGCCUGCGCAAGCGCCGCCUGCAGGAGGAGAAGCAGAAGUCCAUCAACGUCAAGAAGACCAUCCUGGAGAUGCGCUACGGGGCGGACGUGGACGCCGGCUCCAUCGUGCACGCCGCCGCCGCCGCCCAGAAGCUGGGCGAGCCCCCCGUGCUGCCCGUGGCCCGCAUGUCCUCCAUCCCCUCCAUGAUCGGGGAGAAGCUGCCCGCCUCCAAGGGGCUGGAGGCCGGCCUGGACACCCCCAAGGUGGCCACCAAAGGCAACUACAUCGAGGUCCGCACGGGGGGCGCCGCCGCCGCGGGGGACGGCCUGGCCCGGCCCGAGGACGACCUCCCGGACCUGGAGAACGGCCAGGGCUCGGCCGCCGAGAUCUCCACCAUCGCCAAGGAGGUGGACAAGGUCAACCAGAUCAUCAACAACUGCAUCGACGCCCUCAAGCUGGACACGGCCUCCUUCCUGGGGGGCGGCGGCGGCGGCGGAGGAGGCGGAGGCGGAGGAGGAGGCGGCGGCGGCGGGGACCCCGAGCUGGCCUUCGAGUGCCAGCCCCUGCCCGCGGCCGCCGCGGCCUCGUCCUCGGUGAGCGUGGGCGCCGCCCCGGGGGGAGCCCUGGAGCGGCCCAGCUUCCUGUCGCCCCCUUACAAGGAGGGCGCCCACCACCCGCUGCAGCGGCAGCUCAGCGCGGACGCCGCCGUGGCGGCCCGCAAGACCUGCAGCGUGUCCUCCAGCGGCUCCGUCAAGAGCGCCAAGGUCUUCAGCCUGGACGUGCCCGACCACCCGGGGGCCGCGGGGCUGGCCAAGGGCGACUCCAAGUACAUCGAGAAGGGCAGCCCCCUCAACAGCCCGCUGGACCGGCUGCCGCUGGUGCCCGGGGGCGCGGCGGGGGGCGGCGGCGGGGGCGGCGGGGGCGUCCACCACCUCGAGGUGAAGCCGGCCUACCACUGCAGCGAGCACCGGCACAGCUUCCCCGCCCUCUACUACGAGGAGGGGGCCGACAGCCUGAGCCAGCGCGUGUCCUUCCUGAAGCCGCUCGCCCGCUCCAAGCGGGACUCGGCCUACUCGCAGCUCUCCCCCAGACACUACUACUCGGGGUACUCCUCCAGCCCCGAGUACUCGUCCGAGAGCACGCACAAGAUCUGGGAGCGCUUCCGGCCCUACAAGAAGCACCACCGGGAGGAGGUGUACAUGGCCGCGGGCCACGCCCUGCGCAAGAAGGUCCAGUUCGCCAAGGACGAGGACCUGCACGACAUCCUGGAUUACUGGAAGGGGGUCUCGGCCCAGCAGAAGCUGUGA